Odontomachus brunneus is the source of this 1488-nucleotide messenger RNA. Its product is annotated as protein phosphatase 1 regulatory subunit 42-like. Bases 1 to 1077 code for a protein of 358 amino acids. The transcript has 6 exons. The record is from RefSeq and is a predicted model, not a curated record. Lineage: Eukaryota; Metazoa; Arthropoda; Insecta; Hymenoptera; Formicidae. Gene Ontology annotation, molecular function: protein binding.
AUGGUGAAAUUAACGACGGAUGUCAUUGAAAGAAAAUGUUCUCAAAUAUUGACAGCCAAAUCGCUCAGUAAGACAAUGAAAAAGGAGGAGUUGUGGAAGUUGACUCACUUGCAUAUGAACGAUAUGUUUAUCAGCACUAUUGGCAACCUCGACGUCUGUAAAAGCUUGAAAGUAAUGUAUCUUCAAAAUAAUAAUAUAUCGAAAAUCAAGAAUCUGCAUUCCGCUUGCAAUCUGACGCAUUUGUACUUGCAACACAAUGUGAUUAUGAAAAUGGAGAAUUUGGAAUUUCUGGAAAAUCUGCAGAAACUUUAUCUAGGGCACAAUAACAUCAUCGUGGUCGAGGGACUGGAAAAUCUAAAGCAAUUGCAAGAAUUGCAUAUCGAGAGUCAGAGGAUACCGCCCGGUGAAUCAUUUUGCUUCGAGCCACGCAGCGCUUUUACUUUAUCUACAUGUUUAAAGAUUCUCAAUAUUUCUGACAACAAUAUGACAUCCUUGAGAGAUCUAACGGGUUUUCACAAAUUAAACACGUUGGAGGCAAAGCAUAAUCUCGUCGAUAAUAUGGACGAUUUGACUGCGACGAUAAACACGUUGACCUCCUUGAAGUCUCUGUUCUUGCACGGCAAUCCUGUUGUACAGUCUUAUAGGUACAGAGAGAAUCUGAUCGCCAACAGCAUUUCGUUAGUUAAUCUCGACGGGAAAAUUGUAACUGACACUUGUCGGAGUUUCAUGAUGAGGUUUAAAAUGGAGAAGCAUCGCCGAUGCACAAGAAAGACAACCAAAACACCGUUAGGAGAUGAUAUAACGAACUCUUUAAACUUGCCACCAGCCUUCAAGAGGUCCAUCUCACGGGCGAUCUUUCAGCAUCCCGGACCACAAUUAUCUAUAAAGAUUACACCCGGAUCGGUGGAAACUCAGUUACAGAUGUUUCCAUUUUGGAAAUCAGCAUCUGGUAUCAGAAAUAUCAAGGAUAAUCAUGUGACACCGAGGCCGUUCUGGAGCAACAUACCUAAAAGCAAGGAGACCCGGUUAACACGUUCUCUUGUGAAUAAUAAAACAAUCGUGUUACCACCCAUUUAAUUUCUCUCACCGAUUUCGUUUAUGAUAAAGUAAAUGUCGUAAAUAAAUCUCGCGGAAGAAAUUCGUCAAGUGAGGAAUAAUACGCAAUAGGCAGUGAUUUGAGUUACGAUACCAUUUUUAUAGAACUUUCUAGCGAUAAGGCUACAUUUGCAUUACUUUCGUGUAUCCUACUUAAGAAUAGUUUCACAAACGUAAGUAAAAUUAACUGCGAUGUAUGUAUAUUCAAUAAAAUUGUGAUAGUUACAGAUAGACGUCAGCGUAAAUCCACGGUACAAAAAUGUCAGACGCAGUGGAAGUAUGAUUAAUCUUGUAUAAAUGUGUGUAUGUGUGUGUGUGUGUGUGUGUAUGAGUGAAAUAGAGAAAAAGAGAAGUUAGGUAACUCUAUUUUAUAUUAAAUAUAUGAUAAUACUU